CACCGAGCCACCACCACCACUACACGAGAGAGUGACGAUCCCCGCCGCGGCAGCGGAGAAUGACGGCCGUGGCUGCGCUCACGGUCACGGACGCCGCGGCGGCGGCGGCUGCCGGCGACCGCUCGCCGUCCUCCUCCCCGCCGCAGGCGGCGUCCGCGGGCCCGCCGCCCGCGCCGCCGGAGCUGGGCAUGGUCGCGCGCGCCGUGCAGCGGCUCGUGGUGCGGAACGACGCGGUGGCGGCGGCGCCGGACGGCCGCGGGGGCGGAGCAGGGAUGAAGGCGUUCGAGGCGGCCCCGGGCGCGCGGGCGCCGCGGAUCGGCGUGGCCGAGUACCUGGAGCGCAUGCACCGCUACGCGAGGCUCGACCCCGAGUGCUACGUCGUCGCCUACGCCUACGUCGACAUGGCCGCGCACCGCCGCCCCGCCGCCGCCGUCGCGUCCAGGAACGUGCACCGCCUUCUCCUCGCCUGCCUCCUCGUCGCCUCCAAGGUCCUUGACGACUUCCACCACAGCAACGCCUUCUUCGCGCGCGUGGGCGGCGUGAGCAACGCGGAGAUGAACAAGCUGGAGCUGGAGCUCCUCGGCGUGCUGGACUUCGCCGUCGCGGUCGACCACCGCACCUACCGCAGGUACCGCGAGCACCUGGAGAAGGAGAUGCGCAGGGACCACCACGGCCGCCUCUGCCUGCCCGGCACGGCGCCCACCGCCAUCAAGCACCUGCCGCCGCUGGCGGAGGAGCACCCGGCCGAGAUCGCCUACGGUGGCCACGAAGAGCACGGCCGGAAGCCGCCGCCGAACGGCGUGCUUGCCGGCGAGGAGCACGGGGGGAAGCUGCCGAACGGCGUGCCGCCGGAGAGGAAGACGUUCCUUCGGGAGCUGUGCGGCAUGGAUUACUACUAGUAGGAGUAGCAGCAGGCAGCAAUGUGCAAGCUGCAAAUUCAGAGAGUGUUGAUCGAACGUGCGUGUGUAUAUAUCUGCAGAAUUGUUACAGAUAAUCAGACGUGCCAUACAUGUACGGUGCUGUGAAUUACAGGUAAUCGGAUGAAAUGGUGCCCAGAGAUUUGAAGAUCACUGAUCACCAGUGGUGAA
Molecule: messenger RNA, 1088 nt
Organism: Panicum virgatum (switchgrass)
Lineage: Eukaryota; Viridiplantae; Streptophyta; Magnoliopsida; Poales; Poaceae
Product: cyclin-P1-1-like
Exons: 2
Coding region: 60-899 (279 amino acids)
Biological process (GO): regulation of cyclin-dependent protein serine/threonine kinase activity
Molecular function (GO): protein kinase binding
Source: RefSeq, a predicted model, not a curated record